This is a messenger RNA of Brassicogethes aeneus, 1139 nucleotides long. The record is from the annotation of a GenBank genome assembly. Lineage: Eukaryota; Metazoa; Arthropoda; Insecta; Coleoptera; Nitidulidae.
GUUUUAUUUAGAUAUAUUUGUCAAUAUAAAUUUCAAUUAUUGUUAUGAAGGUAGUUGCUUUAGACACAACGUCAAAAUUAAUCAAAACUGACACUUCCGUCAAAUCGCAUUAGAUUUUCGCAAUACCCCGUAAAGAAAAGAUGUUUACGACGCAAAAACAGAAAAAUAACAAUAGAAAAAAACCUCCGCCACGUCCUCCACCUCCGAACUUUACGAAAUUCAAAAGUAAGUCGACAAUAUCGCUAAAUCAACAAGAAAAUUUGAUCGAUUGGAGCCCCCCGAGUUCCCCCAAAGUCGAGAGAAACCAGCAAUUUGGCGGGAGUGUGUCCAGCUCGUUUAGCAGCAGCACAAGCAGCUUAGCCUCAAGCAAGAAGAGUUUUGAAUUCGAUUUGCCCGUAAAUUGGCCUACGAACUCUUUUGUCAGUCAUGUUUCAACGAACACAACGCUGGGACCAACGAUUAUACGUGCCAAGGGAAGUAAAAAACCCUCCAGAAAUAAUUUAGAAAUGUUGGCAAUUGGCUUAAAGGGCCCUGAUUCGCCUCCAAUGCCAAGCAUUCCGCCUCCCAGUCCUCCAAAAAACGUAUCCGACAUUGAUACUCCCUAUGGAAUUGCUUUGUUCGAUUUUAACGCAUCACAACCAUCAGAUCUGACUCUCCAGGUGGGAGAUGUUGUUUUGUUAACAAAACGAAUCAACGACGACUGGUUGCAAGGGCGAGUUUUGGACAGCGAGGGCAUUUUUCCCGCAAAUUUUAUUGAACUUAAGGUUCCGUUGCCUGAAGAAAAAAACAUCGUCACUGCGUUGUACGAGUUUAAAGCUCAAAUGGCAGAUGAUUUGAAUUUAAAAGUUGGCCAAAAGGUUAACGUAACAAAAAUAAUUAAUACAGAAUGGCUGUAUGGCACAUCGAAUGGCAGAAGAGGGCAAUUCCCUUCAAACUAUGUUGAUAGAAUUCCAAAGAUUUAGUGUUAAUUUUUGUACAAAGAAAAACAUACAAGCAGGGUUUUGAGUAUUAAAGAUGUGAUUUAACACAUGCAAAAUUACACAUUCAAAAUGUGAUAAGCAGUGCCUUACUGAUUAGGCCUACAAUAAUUUUAUUUUUGUAAAAUAUAUACUGAUUAUACAAAUAAAUAAUGACGUUUU